Myxocyprinus asiaticus (Chinese sucker) is the source of this 776-nucleotide messenger RNA. RefSeq names its product mRNA turnover protein 4 homolog. Lineage: Eukaryota; Metazoa; Chordata; Actinopteri; Cypriniformes; Catostomidae. Gene Ontology annotation, cellular component: preribosome, large subunit precursor; nucleolus. Gene Ontology annotation, molecular function: RNA binding. The transcript has 8 exons. The record is from RefSeq and is a predicted model, not a curated record. The coding region runs from base 46 to 771 and encodes 241 amino acids. Gene Ontology annotation, biological process: rRNA processing; ribosomal large subunit assembly; nuclear-transcribed mRNA catabolic process.
AGAUCAUCAGACGAGGAAGAAAAUAUAGCAGACCACGUGAGAGCCAUGCCGAAAUCCAAGAGAGACAAGAAAGUGUCUUUAACCAAAACAACAAAGAAAGGGUUGGAAUCCAAACAAAACCUCAUUGAAGAGCUGCGGAAAUGUGCAGACAUCUACAGGUAUGUGUUUGUGUUCUCAGUAGAGAACAUGAGAAACAACAAACUAAAAGACAUCAGGACAGCCUGGAAACACAGCAGGCUUUUCUUCGGAAAGAACAAGGUCAUGAUGAUCGCGUUGGGAAAAGGACCAACCGAUGAAUACAAAGAUAAUCUGCACAAGGUGAGCAGGUUUCUAAGAGGAGAAGUUGGCGUGUUAUUCACAAACAAAACCAAAGAUGAGGUGCAAGAGUAUUUCAGUAACUUUAAAGUGAUGGAUUACGCUCGUUCCGGUAACAUAGCGACCAUUGCAGUGACGCUGGAUGAGGGGCCGCUUGAACAGUUUCCACAUUCAAUGGAACCACAGCUGAGACAGCUAGGCCUUCCUACGACUUUAAAGAAAGGUGUGGUGACGCUGAUAAAGGAUUUUGAAGUGUGUAAAGAGGGAGACACACUCGCUCCCGAACAGGCUCGAAUUCUGAAACUCUUUGGAAUCGAGAUGGCGGAAUUCAAACUGUCGAUUAAGUGCAUGUGGAACUCCGAGUCUGCCGACUUUGAAAAGAUGACGGAGGGUGAAGAUGAAGAAGAGACCAGGAAAGAGGAAGAAGACUUAGAGGAAGAUGAUGAAGGAAAUUAAUAAAA